Fomitiporia mediterranea MF3/22 is the source of this 787-nucleotide messenger RNA. RefSeq lists its product as uncharacterized. The transcript has 2 exons. Lineage: Eukaryota; Fungi; Basidiomycota; Agaricomycetes; Hymenochaetales; Hymenochaetaceae. The coding region runs from base 98 to 709 and encodes 203 amino acids. The record is from RefSeq and is a predicted model, not a curated record.
AUAACUGCUUAACCCCGUUCACUCGUCCAAAGCAAGACUCUCCACUUCAUUACAUCAUCUGGGUCAACUUGUCUGCCAAACUCGGCGAACACAGAAUAUGUCCUCAAGCUAUCAAGAACGACGUUACGUUGUCCCAGACCGAUCUGACCCAAUGGGCGGAUUCAACCCGAGAGGGCCACCCUUCGCGGAUGCGUCAAACCCAAACGUCGUGCGCUUCACUGCAACACACGCUGGCAUCUGUACAGGAGAAGUAAUCGACCAUACCAACGCUCCUCUCUAUCGCUUCCAAAGCGAUGGUGCACGUCAUUUGGUCAUGCUUGAUGCAUCGGGAGGCGUCCUUGCAAAGUAUGAGGAUGGGGAGGUGGCUUACGGGGACAAUUUUCCGGUGAAGGGGAAGAAGUUUAUUCAUAAGGGUGCGCCGGGGAACACUGGAGCAGUCCUCACUUUUAACGGGCAACAAUACGAGUUCGUUCAAGAAAUAUUCUACGCUAUUGUCCGUACCAUACCAUCAGCCGAUCGUGUCGCAAUUGUGUACAACUAUACUGGAAAGCCAGCAGUAGAGAUGGUCCCUGCUGGUACAGAGGUCGCAGGUCUUCAAGAAUUCAUCGUAUUUGUAACUGCACUGAUGGAGAGUGGUGUCAUGAAGGGUGGGAAAAGUAGACUGGGAAAGACGUUUCAAAAGAUCAUACCAGGGAAGAAGUGUACGUGAGAAUUUAGAAGUGUACGUGAGAAUUUAGAAGAGCAACAUUAUUUGCAUUAUUUGAUACAAAAUUCAAAUAUUAUUCGC